This is a messenger RNA of Saxophila tyrrhenica, 426 nucleotides long. RefSeq names its product SUMO conjugating enzyme Hus5 (gene hus5). Gene Ontology annotation, molecular function: SUMO conjugating enzyme activity. Gene Ontology annotation, biological process: protein sumoylation. Gene Ontology annotation, cellular component: nucleus. Lineage: Eukaryota; Fungi; Ascomycota; Dothideomycetes; Mycosphaerellales; Extremaceae. The coding region runs from base 1 to 426 and encodes 141 amino acids. The transcript is spliced from 2 exons. The record is from RefSeq and is a predicted model, not a curated record.
AUGAACAUCAGCAAACAAUGGCGCAAAGACCACCCCUUCGGCUUCGUCGCCCGUCCCAUGAAAACGCCCGCCGGCACCCUCGACCUGAAGCGCUGGGACUGCGCGAUUCCGGGGCGCGAGAAGACGAUCUGGGAGGGCGGACUGUUCAAGCUCGAGGUGCAGUUUCCGGACGGCAAAUUCCACCCCCCACUCUUCCACCCGAACGUCUACCCCUCCGGAACCGUCUGCCUUUCCAUCCUCAACGAAGAAGAGGGCUGGAAACCCGCCAUCACGAUCAAGGAGAUCCUGCUCGGCAUCCAGAUGCUGCUGGACGAGGUCAAUCCGGACAGCCCCGCGCAGGCCGACGCGUACAAUUUGUUCAAGAAGGACAAGGCGGCGUAUGAGAAGAGGGUGAAGCAGGUGGUGAAGGAUAAUCCGGCGCCUUGA